UGACUUGGGCAACUCGGUGUCCACCCUGAGGAAUCACUGGGCUGAAGGUGGAGGGCCUGUCAUGGUUGGGGGAGACGUGGACUGCUCCUCAAAGUGCGUCGUUGGCGAAAGGGCUGGCCAUUUGUUGGUUCUGGUUCGCUUGCUUUCUUUGACUAGAGCACCACUCACAGGCACCUCAGAGCGGCAGCAGCGUCGCACCCCGGCUCGUUCUCCGCUCCCCUCGCCACCCUCGGGCCGGCAGCGGUGUUUAUUUUGCGUGGGCGGGCGCAGCCGCACUGCCGACGGCGCCGCGUUCAUUGAUUGAUUCGGGUUCAUUGAGAAGCACAGUUCUGGCCCAGGCAGAGGCGCUCGCCCCUACUCGCCGCUGCGUCCCAGAGUCUCACCAGCCGCCCCCUCGAUGGAAGCGCCCUAGAGAUGGCCACCCAGAAGCCCGUCGAGUGGGUGUCGUCGCUCAUCAUCCGCUUCGAAGAGCAGCUACCAUGCCGGACGGGGCCUCUGACCACACACUCCAAGGUCAACAUGGACCAGAACAAGCGGUGCCUCAUCGAGAUCAGCAGGCACCGCUUCUCUUUGGUCAUCUCAGGGCUCACUAAAAUCCUCCAAAGGGUCAACGAAUUGUGUUUGAUAAGCGGUCCUCGACCUCACGGUCCAGACUACGAAAGAAACCUGAACGAGAGUCUGCUGAUUGUCCUAGACACCCUGGAGCAGUGCCUCAGCGGCCAGCCCAAGGACACGGCUCGGUUCGACGAAAACAUGAACGUAAAACUCUUGCUUCGUGAAAUCUGCCAAUUCAUUGGCAAUGAUCCGAUUCAUGAGGCUGCAAACUGUGUGAAUGUCAAGAACUUGGCCUCAAAGGUGCUCUUUGCCCUCAGUCUGAACUUUUUCAAUGCAGUUUUCAAUCGAAUCUCAGCCAGGCUGCAGGAAUUAAGCGCGUGCAGUGAUGAAAACCCGGACUACAGCGACCUCGAAUUGAUUCAGCACAUCAAUGUGGACGCUGUCCGCCUGGCCAAACUACUGAGCGAGACAAAUGCAAAAUUUCGUCUGCUAAAAAAAUCUGCACACUUGGUGCUGAUCAACUCCCUGGAGAAGGCCAUCUGGAACUGGAUGGACACCUAUCCACAGGAGUUUGCUGAGUUGCAGAAAAGCCCCAAUGAGGAAUUAUCCAAAAACUGUGAAAUCCUCUUUGACAUCCUGGACGGACUGGCAGAUAACAAGAAAGGACGAGCAGCCGUGUGGCCGCUUCAAAUCGUCCUUCUUCUACUGUCACCGGUAAGUUUAUUUAAAAUUGUCUUUAAUCUUUUUUAUAGUGAAAUUUUUAAUAAUUAGAAAGUGUUGGAGGAGAUUAUGAACGCAGACAGCGGCGCUCCAUGUUCUCCGAGGCACUCGAAGAAAAAACAAUUCAUCGACGCUGUCAAGAGGGCUGUAGGUUCACAUGGCGCUUCCAAACAGCAGACAGAAGCUGCAGCAGUGACCUGCGUGAAACUCUGCAAGGCCUCAACUUACAUCAACAACAUUUUUGACUCCAACCACACUGCAUUUGUCCUUGUCCAGAGCAUUAUUAAUGACCUAAAGACAUUGCUCUUCAGUCCUCCAAAGCAGUUCUCCCGCGGCCAGACUUUUAUGGCUCAUGACAUUGACUUGAUGAUCGACUGCUUUGUCUCCUGCUUCCGCAUCAAGCCUCACAAUAAUGAGGCCCUGAAGGUCUGCCUCAACCCUAAUUCGCCCCCAACCUACCACCUCGUCCUGGUCAGCUCACUUUUCAGGUAUUAAUUAUUUGAAUUUUAAGAUCCAAUAAUUGAUUUAUAAAAAUUAAAUAUUUGUAGGAUCAUUACCCAGCCAAGGCUUCCGUGGUGGCCACAAAUUGAUUUGGUUUACAACAAAUCCUCCGAGCUGCGCAGUAUGUUCACAGACACCCUGAACAAGGUCACUCAGGGCUGCAUUUCCAGCACACCAUUGAGGAUGAUUCAGUCUUUGGCCCUGAAAGGACCUGGCGCCUCAAAAUUCCGAGAAAAGGGUGAAGAGGUUCCCAGUUACAAGAACCUGCUGCUCUGGAUGGUUCGGCUUAUUCAUGCUGACCCAAUGCUCAUGCUGAAUAAUCAAGGAAAAGCCGGCCACGAAAUCCAGAGUUCAACACUUGAGCUGAUCAAUGGCCUUGUGUCUUUGGUGCAUCAACCGACUAUGCCGGACGUGGCUCAAGAGGCCAUGGAGGCUCUGCUGGUUCUCCACCACCCUGAUAAAAUCGAAAUGUGGAAUCCAGAGGCGCCGAUCAACACAUUCUGGGACGUCAGCUCUCAGGUGCUAUUCUCCAUCUCGCAAAAGCUCAUCCAACACCAGAUCAUGAACUACUCGGACAUCCUGAAGUGGUUGCGGGAGAUUUUGGUUUGUAGAAACGCCUUCCUGCUGCGGCACAAGGACUAUGCCCACGUUGGAAGCCACAUUGCCAUCUGCAAGCAGGCCCAGAUCAAACUCGAGGUGGUGUUCUUCAUGUAUUUGUGGAGCAUUGAUCUUGAGGCUGUGGUGGUAGCCAUGUCCUGUUUUGCCCUUCUUUGUGAAGAGGCCGACGUCCGCUGUGGCACUGACGAGGGCGCCGCAGCAACCACCCUUUUGCCCAACUACACCGUCUACCAAGAACUGGCCUCCGCCUCCACCCUGCUCACCACAGCCAGCUUGGACUCUUCACGGGUUUACUGCAGGGAGCAAAGCAAUGGUCGUGCAGCACUGCAGAAGCAGAUUAUGGCUCUGCUGAGGAAAAUCGAAAACUGUGUGAAUGGGGUUCAGCCGGCUUGGGAGGAGACCUUCCGCAAUUGGGAAGCAAGUACUCGACUGCUCACUUCGUACCCAAAGACAAAAUUAGACGAGAGCCAGGUAGAGGCCUUCCACAGGGCUAUGGGCAAGCGCCGAGCUUCUCACCACAAUUCGGAGCACGAGUUGGAGGAUCAAAUAAAUGAGUGGGCAAACAUGACUGGAUUUUUGUGUGCUCUUGGUGGAGUUUGUCUGCAACGAAAGGCGUCCGGUCGUCCAGCUCUCAGCGCCAGCUCUUCAACCUCCUCCGUAUCCACUGAGGGUAGAAAGGUCAGCGUCUUACCUCCAGGAGGUCAAGACGUACAAUACUGCCCUGUCACACAAUUUGUUGGCCAAUUGUUGAGAUUGUUAGUGUGCAGCAAUGAAAAGUUUGGAGCUCAAAUCCAAAAGCAUGUAAAAGAACUGGUCGGUCAUGACAUGCACCCAGCGCUAUAUCCGAUUCUCUUUGACCAAAUCAAGUCCAUCGUGGAAAAGUUCUUCGACUCUCAGGGUCAGGUCAUCGAGUCUGAAGUGAACACCCAGUUCAUCGAGCACACCAUUUUCAUCAUGAAAAACGUGCUGGAGAGCAAAACUGAUCAGCCUUCUGAGCAUUUAGGGACUACUUCCAUCGAGGGCAUGAUGCUGGCCAUCGUCAGGUAUGUGAGGCACCUGAACCUGCUUGUCCACUCCGUCCAUAUCAAGACAAAGUUGUGCCAGUUGGUCGAGGUCAUGAUGAAGCGCAGGGAUGAUCUGGCCUUCAGGCAAGAGAUGAAGUUCCGCAAUAAACUGGUCGAGUACCUCACGGACUGGGUCAUGGGCACCUCACACCAAAUCCAACCUCCGUCCUCGGGAGAUGGCUCUACAAUGACCAGGCAUAGGGAUUUAGAUCAAGCUGGCAUGGAAGCUGUAGCAGCUCUACUAAGAGGCCUGCCUUUGCAGCCAGAAGAGUCAGACCGAGGGGAUCUGAUGGAGGCAAAAAGCCAACUAUUUUUAAAAUAUUUCACAUUAUUCAUGAACCUGAUGAAUGACUGUAAUGAGGCGCAAGAGCUGGAGAAAGACAUGGCCCGUCAAAGAAUGUCAGCUGGAAAGUUAAACACCUUGAGGAAUGUGACCAUUCAAGCAAUGUCCAACCUUCUAUCUGCAAAUAUUGAUAGUGGAUUGAUGCAUUCCAUUGAUCUGGGAUACAACAGAGACUUGCAGACCAGAGCAGCUUUUAUGGAGGUGCUGACUAAAAUCUUACAGCAGGGCACCGAGUUUGACACUCUGGCAGAAACUGUCUUGGCAGACAGAUUUGAACAGCUCGUCCAGCUAGUCACCAUGAUCAGCGACAAAGGAGAGCUGCCCAUUGCAAUGGCUCUGGCCAAUGUGGUGACCACCUCGCAAAUGGACGAGCUGGCCAAAGUCCUAGUCACUCUGUUUGACGCCAAACAUCUACUCAGCCCUCUGCUGUGGAAUAUGUUCUACAGAGAGGUGGAAGUCUCAGACUGCAUGCAGACUCUUUUCCGAGGAAACUCGCUAGGCAGCAAAAUAAUGGCCUUCUGCUUCAAGAUUUACGGCGCCUCCUAUCUGCAGUGUCUCCUCGAACCGCUGAUACAGCCUUUGCUUGACGAACCUGGCACUUCUUUUGAAGUUGACCCAGCUAGGCUAGAUCCCACUGAGGACAUUGAUAGGAACCGAUACAACCUAAGAACACUAACCCAGCGCGUAUUUGACGCUAUCGUCUCAUCGGCUGACAAGUUCCCCUCACAACUGAGAAGCAUGUGCCACUGCUUGUAUCAGGUGCUGACCAAGAGAUUCCCUCUCUUUCAGCAGAACAAUAUUGGUGCAGUUGGAACAGUGAUUUUCCUGAGGUUCAUCAAUCCAGCAAUUGUUUCACCUCUUGAAAUGGGAAUUGUGACUCGCCAACCACCAGCAUCAGUCAAAAGAGGCCUAAUGUUGAUGUCGAAGAUCUUGCAGAACAUUGCAAACCAUGUUGAAUUCAGCAAAGAGCAACACAUGGUCCCCUUUAACGACUUCCUGAGAGCCAACUUUGAAAACGGUCGUAGGUUCUUUUUCCAAAUCGCAUCGGACUGCGAAACAGUGGACCAAGCAAGUCACACCAUGUCCUUCAUAAGUGAUGGAAAUGUCCUAGCGUUGCAUCGUUUGCUGUGGUCUCACCAGGAGCGAAUCGGGGACUACCUGUCCAGCAGUCGAGACCAGAAGGCUGUUGGGCGAAGACCUUUUGACAAGAUGGCAACGCUGCUGGCCUACUUGGGCCCUCCAGAGCACAAACCUGUGGACUCCCAAAUUCCCCUCUCAAGAAGUUUGCUGUUCCCGUCGUAUUCGAGAUGGAGCUCCAUGGACAUGUCCAGUAGCAGAUUUGAGGAAAUUAUGACCAAACACAACAUUCUAGAGAAGGAUGAGUUCAAAUCGAUCAAAUCCUUAAACAUAUUUUACCAGGCCGGCACCUCAAAACUUGGAAAUCCUGUAUUUUACUAUAUUGCCAGGAGAUACAAGAUCGGUGAAACAAAUGGGGAUCUUUUGAUUUACCAUGUAAUUCUGACGCUGAAGCAGUUUUGCCAUGCGCCGUUUGAGUUGGUGGUGGAUUUUACCCACACCUGCAGUGAUAACCGCUUUAGGACUGAGUAUUUACAGAAGUGGUUUACGGUUUUGCCAGAGGUCGCUUAUGAAAACCUGCACGCUGCGUACAUUUACAACUGCAACUCAUGGGUGCGCGAGUACACCAAAUAUCAUGAUCGAAUUUUUGCACCUUUGAAGGGCAACAGAAAACUGAUUUUUAUUGAAGCUCCUGGCCGGCUGAAUGACUUCAUCGAGCCAGAGCAGCAAAAACUGCCUGGAGCGACCCUUUCCCUGGAUGAGGACCUGAAGGUCUUCAACAACGCUUUGAAACUGUCCCACAAAGACACCAAAGUUGCAGUCAAGGUUGGACCAACUGCAAUUCAAAUCACUUGUGCCGAGAAAACUAAAGUCUUGGCUCACUCAAUCCUACUGAACGACGUCUUUUACGCUUCUGAAAUAGAGGAGGUUUGCUUGGUGGAUGACAAUCAAUUUACUCUGACCAUAGCAAACGAGUCUGGUCCUCUGUCUUUCAUUCACAACGAUUGUGACACCAUCGUCCAGUCAGUUAUUCACAUACGGAACCGCUGGGAACUCUCACAACCUGAAACGGUCUCUGUGCACCAAAAGAUAAGACCAAAGGACGUGCCCGGCACUCUUCUGAACAUGGCCCUGCUCAAUUUGGGCUCCUCAGAUCCAAAUCUAAGGACUGCCGCCUACAACCAACUCUGCGCCCUGACAGCAACCUUUGAUCUAAAAAUUGAAGGACAGCUUUUGGAAACGUCAGGUUUGUGCAUACCAAGCAACAACACCAUUUUUAUCAAAUCGGUUAGUGAGAAACUGGCCUACAACGAACCCCACUUGACCCUGGAGUUCCUUGAGGAGUGUAUUCAGGGCUUCAGAGGCUCAACCAUUGAAUUGAAGCAUUUGUGUCUUGAAUAUAUGACUCCUUGGCUGGCGAAUUUGGUCAGGUUUUGCAAACACCCAGACGAGACUAAGAGAGCAACGGUGGCCACCAUCCUGGGCAAACUAAUAACUCUGACAAUUGAAGAGGUCGAAAUGUACCCUUCAAUCCAGGCCAAAAUCUGGGGCAGCAUUGGCCAGGUGCCUGAGCUGAUUGACAUGGUGCUGGACAGUUUCAUCAAGCGCUCCGUUACCGCAGGUUUGGGCUCCUUCAAGGCGGAGGUCAUGGCAGACACAGCUGUUGCCCUUGCCUCAGCUAAUGUCCAACUGGUGGCCAAGAAAGUCAUCGGCCGGCUCUGCAGGGUACUUGACCGAACCUGCACUUCUCCGACGCCCCUGCUGGAGCAGCAUGUCAACUGGGAUGACAUUGCCAUUUUAGCGCGCUACCUGCUCAUGUUGUCCUUCAACAACUGCCUGGACGUUGCCAGGCACCUCCCUUAUCUGUUCCACAUCGUCAGCUUCCUUGUGUGUUCCGGCUCCCUAAGCAUGCGCGCCUCGUGCCACGGGCUCGUCAUCAACAUCAUCCACUCUCUGUGUACCUGCACCACUCCCAGCUUCUCAGAGGACACCCAAAGGGUCCUGAGGCUUUCGCUGGACGAGUUUUCACUUCCCAAGUUCUACCUGCUCUUUGGAAUCAGCAAAGUGAAAUCUGCAGCUGUGACCGCAUUUCGUUCCAGCUACAGACACACCAGUGACAAACUGUUUGGCAGCGAAAGGAGUUUUUCAGGGUCAAAGGCUGACAGGGAGCGCCUGUCACUGACCUCGUUGGAGGUGAUCGUUGACGCUUUGCUUGAGAUAAUGGAGGCGUGCAUGAGGGACAUCCCCGAGUGUGACUGGCUGCAAACUUGGACGGCGCUUUCCAAGAACUUUGCUUACUGCUACAACCCAGCCCUGCAGCCGAGAGCGCUCAUCGUGUUUGGGUGCAUCAGCAAAACAGCUUCGGACAUUGACGUCAAACAACUGCUCAGGAUUUUGGUCAAGGCUCUUGAAAGCUUCAACGACAUGGUUUUGCUUGAGUCACUAAUAAUGUGUCUCACUCGACUCCAGCCACUCCUCAGACAGGACUCUCCGAUACACCGAGCUUUGUUCUGGGUGGCUGUGUCAGUUUUGCAAUUAGACGAACAAGCUCUGUAUGCCUCAGGAUUGGCUUUGCUUGAACAGAAUUUACACACUUUGGACUCACAGGGUAUUUUUGAGACCAAGUCUCUUGAAACGAUCAUGAUGGCAACCAGGGAGCCGCUGGAGUGGCACUUUAAGCAGCUGGACCACGCCGUUGGUCUCAGUUUCAGAUCUUACUUCCAUUUCGCCCUCGUUGGGCACCUGCUGAAGGGAUUCAGGCACCCGACUCCAACAACUGUGUCGCGAACUACGAGGGUGCUGACUAUGCUUCUGGCAAUUAUCGCCAAACCGGCAAAGAGAGACAAAUUUGAGGUCACUCCAGAGAGCGUAGCAUAUUUAGCUGCUCUGGUUUCGGUGUCUGACGAGGUUCGAAGCAGGUGCCAUGUUAGGCACUCGGUCACCAGGGUAAUGCAGACGGAGCAAACAGCCAAUGCUGGUGGCUUGGCUGAUCUGGCGCAAAUUUUACCGCAGCAGCCCCAACCUUUACAAGCAAGACGGCAGAAAUCGUGGGAACUUUUAGACCAAAACGCCCUUGGUGCGGUUGUUCCAGCUCGACCACCUCCACAACAACAGGCGCGAAGUGCUAGAGUUUCGGUUUCAAAUGAGAACAAUGUGCUGCUGGACCCUGAAGUGUUAGAUGACUUUCCUACACAGGCUCUCGUCCUCACAGUCCUGGCGACUUUGACCAAGUACUCUACCGAGGAUGCAGAAACCAGAAUUCUGUACGAGUACCUUGCCGAGGCUUCGAUUGUUUUCCCAAAAGUAUUUGGAGUGAUUCACAGCCUGUUGGACGCCAACAUUCAGAAGGUGCUGACGCUGUGCCACGAUCAGGAGAUCCUGGGCGCCGUGCAGGCAAUUAUCCAGAACAUGAUUGCAUGCGAGGAUGCCAGCCAGCAGCAGCUACAUUAUCUUCAGUCCUGUGGCUUCGGAGGCCUCUGGCGCUUUGCCGGACCAUUCAAGUGUGCUAGCUGUGCUGAGCACGCGCAACUGUUUGUCAACUGUCUUGAGGCCAUGGUUGAGACGUGUCUGCACGUCGAGGAGGACGGCAGCGAGAUCACACAGUACCCGUCCAUGCUCAGCGUGAGCUCCAACAUGAACCUCUCAUCCUCAAUGUCCAGCCUCACACUUGGAUCACCCACGGAAAAAGACUCAAUCUUUUCGGCAGAUUACGUUGACGGCUUUGGCGCUUGCUCGACCACUGAUUCGCGGUCUCUGCUGCACCAGUCUCCGGUUCUCUGCUCCAACGCUUCCUCCAGCCCAAUGCCCCUUGUGGCUAAACAGCGCAGCCUCAAGAGCCACAAACCAAUGGGCCCGCACUCUCCACCCAACAAGUAGAAACUUCUCUUUUAAUUCCCCCCUGGUUCCUGUUCGAUCCUUAAGUCAUUUAUACAAAUAAUUUAUUUGCAUUUAUUUAUUGAUGAAGAGAUCUGUGAUUUAUUUAUUGGUCACGCACAAACGUGGGUCGCAAAGGCUCAGGGACUCCCGUUUGAUGCUGCCGAGCUUUUACCCUUGAACUGUUUCCCUCAACUUGAUGGAUAUAAUAUAUUCCAUGUAUAUUCUAUGUGGACGCCCAUGACAAUUUUGAAACCGCGAAAAAUGUUACUUAUUUUAUAAUUCUCUUUCUCUAAUCUUCGCACAAAACUGUCACGGGCAUCGAGAUUCUAUUAAAUUGGAUGUUAUAAUAUUGAAAAAUUGGACUCGACUCACAACCAAACGCCGAUGAUAAUCUGCUAGGUUGGGAUUCAGACUCCCGUUUUUCACGCGCACCCAAGCAAGAAAAAAACAAACAUCACACCAAUCAGGAACAUUGGUUGUAUUUUUGAUCGACUUUUCUCAUUGUCAUACUGCAAUUAGAGAAUAAAAAUAACACAUUG
This is a messenger RNA of Neocloeon triangulifer, 9293 nucleotides long. It is a transcript of the gene Nf1, whose product is annotated as neurofibromin. Gene Ontology annotation, biological process: regulation of GTPase activity. The record is from RefSeq and is a predicted model, not a curated record. Lineage: Eukaryota; Metazoa; Arthropoda; Insecta; Ephemeroptera; Baetidae.